Messenger RNA from Anolis carolinensis (green anole), 9482 nucleotides. RefSeq names its product centrosomal protein 290 (gene cep290). The record is from RefSeq and is a predicted model, not a curated record. Lineage: Eukaryota; Metazoa; Chordata; Lepidosauria; Squamata; Anolidae. The coding region runs from base 354 to 9011 and encodes 2885 amino acids. The transcript is spliced from 56 exons. Gene Ontology annotation, biological process: non-motile cilium assembly; camera-type eye development; kidney development. Gene Ontology annotation, cellular component: ciliary transition zone; centriolar satellite.
UUUAAGAAUAUCCGGGUUCUUUUGAGCCCGGGCGAGGAGUGUUUGAUGGCGUCGCCUAGCAACAGCCACCUCUCCUCCUCCUUCCUCUUCUUUGUCAACGGAAGCCAGGGGAUAGGGGAGUGAGCGGGAGGGGCGGGAGACGCUCGUGGAGCGUAAACACGGUCUUUAAAGGUGUCGGUUUUCCAGCGGCGAGGCCUUGUGGGCGCGGAAGGAAGGCUGAGGGAGAAGGCCCUGCCGCCCUUCAACCACUUUCUGUGGACGCAACCCACUGACAGUUUCUGAGAGCCAUUUUCUAAAGAAAAAAUAUUGGGCCCUGCGCAUUCUAACAAUCGAGAGAUAAAUGAACUCUCAAGAUGGCACCUAUUUUAGAAUGGAAAAAGCUUAUGAGAGUAGAUCCUGAUGCUUUGCCUCGUCAAGAGGAACUUGCAGAUACUUUGCUGGAGGCAGUGGCCAAGGUUGAUGGAAAUGACCUGAAGGAUGAGAAACCUGAACGUUUAAUUCAGCUUUUUAAAAUUUCUCAAUCACUAAUGAAGAUGAAAAAUCAGGAAGUCGAGCUGGCAUUGGAAGAAGUUGAGAAAGCUGGGGAGGAGCAAGCCAAAUUUGAAAAUAAGUUAAAAACUAGGGUGAUGAAACUGGAAAAAGAGUUAGAGGCAGCACAGCGAUCUACCAGUGGCCGGGAUACUCGCUUUCUGCGUGAUGAGAUCCAGCAGUUGGAAAGACAGCUGGAACAAAAAGACAGAGAAUUGAUAGAUAUGGAAAAGGAAUUAGAGAAAGAGAAAAAGGUCAAUGAACAGCUUGCUCUUCGAAAUGAGGAUGCAGAAAAUGAGAACAGCAAAUUGAGAAGAGAGAAUGAACAAAUACGGCAGGAUGUAAUUGACUAUCAGAGACAAAUAGAUAACCAAAAAGAAACACUUCUUUCACGAAGAGGAGAAGAAUCAGAUUAUAGGUCGCAGUUAUCAAAAAAGAACUCUGAACUUGUCCAGUAUCUAGAUGAAAUUCAGGGUUUAACUGAAGCUAAUGAAAAAUUAGAUAUACAGAACCAGGAAAUGAGGAAGAACUUAGAAGAAUCUGUGCAAGAGAUGGAAAAAAUGACAGAUGAAUACAAUAAAAUGAAACUUAUUGUGCAGCAAUCUGAUAUUGUUAUGGACCAACUCAGAAAGGAAAAGGAGCAAUAUAGGUUACAGGUCCAUGAAUUAACAGAGCAACUUACAGCAAAAAAUGAAGAGGAUGAUCCCGUCAUGGUAGCUGUAAAUGAAAAAGUGGAAGAAUGGAAGGAAAUUUUGGCUUCCAAAGAUGAAGAAAUUGUUGAAUAUCAGCAGAUGUUGUUAAACUUGAGAGAGAAAUUGAAAAUGGCUCAGCUUGAUGCUGACAAGAGCAGUGUUAUGGCACUCCAGCAGGGUGUACAAGAGAGAGACAGUCAGAUCAAACUUCUUACCGAACAGGUUGAACAGUAUACAAAAGAGAUGGAAAAGAAUGCAUUGCUUAUUGAGGACCUCAAACGAGAACUCCAGAAAGAAAAAGGUGUGCCAUCUUUUACACAACAGAGUUGUGUUGAAGAAAUAAAAGUCAAGUUGGAUCUGCUGGAACAUAAAACAAAAGAAGCUGAAAAGAUGGCAGAAGUUGCAGAAGCUGAUGCAAGGGAAAAGGACAAAGAACUUAUUGAUACUUUGAAGCGAAUGAAAAAUUAUGAAGCAGGAAUAUAUGGUCUGGAAGAUGCCGUUGUGGAAAUAAACGAUUUAAAGAACCAACUUAAAAUAAGGGACCAUGAGAUUGAAUCACUAAUUAAAGAAGUGAACAAACUUGAACUUAAAAUCAAUGAUUUCCUCGAUGAAAAUGAAGAUCUUCGGGAACGACUAGGCCUUGAUCCAAAGACGAUGAUUGAUUUAACAGAAUUUAAAAACAGCAAAGCAUUAAAACAGCAGCAGUACAAGGCUGAAAACCAGAUCCUACUGAAAGAGAUUGAAAGACUGGAAGAAGAAAGAGUUUCUCUGAAGCAGCACAUUCGCAAACUGGCACAGGAGAAGGGAAGAAGGGCUGCAACUCUAGGACUGGAUACAGAUGACCUACAUCUGAUUGAUACUUUUACUGAAGAUCUGAAAAUGAGACGGGUGAAGUCUGAAUUCAUGAGUAUUGAGAACAUUGAAGAGAUUAAAGCCAAGCAGUGUUGUCAGUUUGUUUCACAGGAUAAUAGUGAUGGCUCCAAGCCUUUAACAAUAGAUGAGCUUUACAGUUCCCUAGGGCAAGAAUCAACCGAAAUGCUAGGGACCGCUUUAUGUCCAGUCUACGAUAAGGAAUUGAGCAAACUGAGACUAGACUUUCCUGUUUCCAGUUCUGUGCAAAGAAAACAAAGAGCUAGUGCAGAAAAAAGGCAGGAAAAGCAGACGAAGAGAGCCGAAACACAUUCUCAAAUUCAUGUCUCAGGAUACCCAGCAAGGACAUUUUCUUUGGAUUUUCAAGAGGGAUUGCCCCUUACUCUGCUUGGAAAGCCAGUAUCAUCCUAUGUAGUUCAGGAGGUUCUGUUAAAAGAUGAGGAGGACAAUUCUGAGAUAAAACUGUUGGAUUUGAGAACUGAUUUGCAAAGUACAGGUAAAGAUCGAAUGUAUUUUCCAGAAUCAUGGCCUGUAGAACACUUAGAAGGAGAAAAUGAUUGCGCUCAGCCAGUGAAAUCAUAUCAGAUAGAUCGAGUUGAGAGUCUCAUAAGACAGCUGAAGAGUGAAUUAUUUUUCUUUAGAUCAGAGAAUGAACAGAUAUUGAGAGACUUAUUCGCCAAGAAUACACUGAAUAUAUUGAAUAAAAAUGCAGAAGUAGAGCCUGACAAAUUCAGAAGCCAGAAAUUGGAGAAUGACUAUCUUACCAAAGAAUUAAAUGAACGAGAGAGAGACAUGGAACAAAACAGGAGUGUGAUAACAAAAUUUCAAUCCAAAUUAAAGGAAUUAGUACAAGAAAAUAAGCACCUUGAGCAAGGCAUGAAAGAAAUUCUUCAAGCUAUCAAAGAUAUGCAGAAAGAGCCAGGUACAAAGGGAGGAGAAAUGGCCCUAAUGAUUCCCAGUCUGGAACGAUUGGUAAAUGCGAUUGAAUUGAAGAAUGCAGAAGGAACUUUUGAUACUAGUUUUCAUUUGAAGACUCAAGUUGAUCAACUUACUGGACGAAAUGAAGAAUUAAGGAAAGAACUACGAGAAGCUCGGAAAGAAACUGUGGAUUUUUCUAAUCAGUUGGCCAAAGCAAAUACAAAGAUUGCCAAUCAAGAAAAAGAGAUUGAGUUGCUGCAACAAUCAGAUGGUGUCAAUCUAUCAUUCAAAGCAGUAAAUCUUCCUGAGGGAAUGGCUCCUUCUAGUAUGAACAUAAUUAAUUCACAGAAUGAAUAUUUAAUACACCUUUUGCAGGAUCUGGAAAAUAAAGAACAGCUACUCAAAAAAUUAGAAGAAGCAGUUGAAGAAUACAAAAGAAAGUUUGCAGUUAUCCGCCAUCAACAAGGUUUGCUGUAUAAAGAAUAUCAAAGUGAAAGAGAACAUUGGCAAACUGUUGGUGAAAAAAUACAAGAAGAAAAGAGAAAGUUGGUAUAUCAAAAAGAGCAAGAUGAUCUAAAACUAAAGGAAUAUUAUAAUUUGCUAGAUGUGCUGGAAAAGGAUAGUGAUGACUCAAAACGACACUUUGCGGACUGCAGUAGAAAAAUGACUGUUCUACGAGUAAAUGAACGAUCAUUGACAAGGCAGUACACAACCUUGCUUGAAAUGGAAAGGCACCUUCGGAAAGAGAAUGAGAAGAUGAGGUCUGAGUUAACAUCUAUGGAAGCAGCAGUUCAAGAAAAGAUUGGGUGUUUACAAAGAUUCAAGGAAAUGGCAACUUUCAAAAUAGCAGCAUUACAAAAAGCAUUGGAUGACAGUGUACCUUUGAAUGACCUAGAAGUGGCAAAUAAACAAUAUAAUGAACUAACUGCUAAAUACAGAGAUAUGCUACAAAAGGAUAACUUGCUUGUUCAAAGAACAACUAAUCUGGAAUGCUUGGAGCAUGAGAAUAUGUCCAUGAAAGAACAAAUGGAAUCUUUAAAUAAGCAACUGGAAAUUACAAAAGAGAAACUUCAUACAAUUGAACAGGCUUGGGAACAAACAAUGAAACUGGGAGGAGACAGUGCUACAGACAAGGCCACAAAAGCCAUAACCAACACUGAGAUUGUUUCUAUUUCUAAAAAAAUUACCAUGCUGGAAAUGAAAGAGCUAAAUGAAAGGCAAAGGGCAGAGCACUCACAGCGAAUGUAUGAACAAGUACGGAAUACACUGAAGCAAGUAGAAGAACGUAAUUUCGAACUGGAAACCAAAUUUGCUGAGCUUACAAAAAUCAACCUUGAGGCACAGAAAGUGGAACAGUCCUUGCGAGAUGAACUGUCAAGCAGUGUGAGUAAAGCAGUCAGUGAAGCAGAUAGACGCCGUAUAAUGGACUUGGAGAAAAAUGAAACAGAACUCAAGAUUGAAGUCUCAAAGUUAAGGGAGCUUUCUGAUAUUGCCAAGAUGCAAGUUGCUGCUUUGGAGAAUCGCCAACAAUCCAGAGAGAAAGAAGUAGAAUCACUUAGAAUGCAGGUUUUGGAUUAUCAGGCACAAUCAGAUGAAAAAGCUCUUAUUGCAAAAUUGCAUCAGCAUGUUGUUGCCCUCCAGAUUAGUGAGGCUGCUGCAGUUUCCAAGUUAGAGGCUGUCAUAUCCAAACUUCAGAAGAUGGAGAUUGCCAAUAUGCGUCUGGAACAGAAAUUGGAUGACAAGGAGCAAGCCUUAUAUUAUGCACGGCUUGAAGGUAGAAACAGAGCCAAGCACCUUCGCCAGACUGUGCAGUCUCUGCGGAGACAAUUUAGUGGUGCUUUGCCCCUGGCCCAGCAGGAGAAGUUCUCCAAGACUAUGAUUCAGCUUCAGAAUGACAAAUUGAAAAUGUUGGAUGAUAUCCAGCAUGCUCAGCAAGAACGUCGAAAUGCGGAGAAUAGAACACUGGAGCUGGAACGGAAAUUAAAAGGAUUAGAAGAGCUAAUAGCCACGUUAAGAGAUACAAGAGGAGCGCAAAAGGUUAUUGAGUGGCAUAUGAAAAUUGAAGAACUUCGUCUUCAAGAACUCAAACAUAACCGGGAACUAGUCACAAAAAAGGAAGAGAUCAAGUAUUUGAACAAUAUCCUUUCUGAAUAUGAGCGCACCAUCAGUAACCUGGAAGAAGAAAUUGUACAGCAGAACAAGUUUCAUGAGGAACGACAGAUGGCUUGGGAUCAAAGAGAAGUAGAAUUAGAACGUCAGCUAGACAUGCAUGACCGUCAGCAAAGAGACUUAUUAAGUACAGCUCACAAGUUGGAUGAAACUACAGGGUCAGUUCCAGAUCCUAGUUUGUCACUUCCACAUCAGCUUCAGCAAGCUGUCAGAAAAAAUAGAGAACAUGUCCGAACAAUCGUAGAAAUGCAGGCCACCUGCAAAUCCUUAGAAGAGAAAUUGAAAGAAAAAGAAGCUGCUGCGUGGAAAGCAGAACAAAAUAUCUUGUCAAGAGACAAGGUAAUAAAUGAGCUAAGACUUCGAUUACCAGCAUCAUUGGAGAGAGAGAAGAUAAUAGCAGAGCUUGACCAAAAAGCUGAUGAGUCUGCUGCCCAUCCUCAUGGUCUGAAAAUUGCACAUCAGACUAUUGCAAAUAUGCAAGCAAGAUUAAAUCAAAAAGAAGAAGUGCUGAAAAAAUACCAACACCUUUUAGCCAAAGCAAGAGAGGAACAAGAGGAAAUUGCAAAAAAACAUGAAGAAGACCUCAGAAUACUACAUCAAAAGUUAGAUUUACAUAGUGAUAAUUCUUUUCAUAAAUUUAAGCAAACCGCAUUGGAAUUGAUGAAAAAACCCUCUUUAGCUGUCCCAGCAAAUAAACACUUAAUUCGUCUGGCAGAAAUGGAACAAACAGUAGCAGAACAAGACAGUUCCCUUGCUUCCCUUUUGAACAAAUUAAAGAAAACAUCAUAUGAGUUACAGAAGCAAAAGCAAAUGACAGUGGCAAAAAUCAAGGAUUUUGAUAACAUCAGGGCUCAACUUGAGCAGAAGCAUGCAGCUGAAGAGAAAGAAUUGAAAGAUGAAGUGGAUGAAUUAAGGAGUGUGUUGUCACAGAUGGAGAAAGAAUUAAUGAAUGUAAAAACAGAACUGGAGGCACAAAGAGAAGCAAAUAAUAGAGCUCCAACGACUACAAUGAAAAAUCUAGUGGAACGAUUGAAGAAUCAGCUAGCCUUAAAAGAGAAACAACAGAAAGCAUUGAGUAAAGCACUUUUGGAGCUGAGAGCAGAAAUGACAGCUGCUGCUGAACAACAGAUUAUUUCUAUAGCAUCACAAAAGGAGGCACAAAUGAAUGUUCAGCAGAUUGUUGACAAGCACACAAAGGAACUGAAGAUGCAGAUGGAAGAUUUAAAUGAACAGCUUUCCAAACUUAAAGAUGCUCUAAAGUCAAGCAAAAAUAAAGAGAAUUCAUUAUUAGAUGAUUUGGACGAUUUAAAUCAGGAACUUCAGAAAAAAAUCAAAGCUCACACAAAGGUUCUAAUGGAAAAAGAUGACAUAGAAAAAGAAAACGAAGAACUGAAAAAGAGAAUUAAGAGACUAACUACUUCAAUUCAGGGCAAAGCUGAAGACCAAACUAUUACAGAUGAGCUUCAAAGAAAAAUAAAGAAGAUGGAAAUUGAGCUAGGAAAGAAGAAUGAUGAAUUAGAAAAGAAAACUCCAAGAGAAGAGAAGAGCCAAAAGGAAGAAUUAAUUAGAUGGGAAGAAAGUAAAAAAUGGCAGAGUAAAACAGAAGGGAUGAGGAACAAACUGAAAGAAAAGGAAAAGGAGGUGGAAUCCUUAACUAAACAAUUAACCACAGUAAAGGAACUUUUUUCCAAGGCAGAUAAAGAAAAACUUGCUUUGCAAAAGAAGCUGAAGAGUUGUGGUGUUACUGUUGAUCAGGUGGUAGGAGUACGAGUCUCUGAGUCAGAGCGAGAACUUGAAGAGCUUCGAAAACGGAACAUGGAUUUGGAGAAUGAGAUGGUUCACUUGAAGACACAGUAUGCUGUUCCUCGAGAUUCUGUUGUGGAAGACUUGCACUUAAAAAACAGAUACUUGCAAGAAAGACUUGUUGUACUAGAGAAGCAGCUUUCUAAAGAUACUUUUUCAAGACCUUCGAAUGUCCCAUGUGAAGCAACUGCAUUGGAUAAUACACAUGUUACCAUUAACUCCCUCUCUAAGCACAAUCGUUUGAAAUAUUCAUCUAAGAAAAUUCUCUUGGAUAAAACCAAGUUGAGGCUUGAAGGUGUUCUUAAUAUGACUAAUGUAAAUGUCAAUGAAGUAAAUCAUGAAACACACAGCAUAGAAAAAUCCCAUCCGGCUGCUGAAAAUGUUGCUCUCAAUGAUAUUGUUGAAGACCAAUUUGAAAACAGCAAGGAUUUAAAGGCAAGUUCAGAAGCUGAAAAGUGCAGCUCUGAGGACCACAUGAAACAAGAAAACAUUUCUCCUGAAGAUAACAUUGAGCAACAAUGUGAAAUGCCUAACAAAGAAACAGAAGAUAUCUGUAAGCAUUCUAGUAAUGGUGAUGGGAAAGAAAAGGAAAGCAAACAUGACUCCAAUCCUGACAAGAACUCCAUUCAAUCUGAUGCAGAGGAAGUUACUGAUCAGCUCAAAAAUUUUGAGACAAAAGUGGGAAAUAAUGAGGUGCUAGGAGAAGAUACAAGUGAGAGCCAUCAAACUGGACAAGAGAGGAGUGAAUUUUGUGAAGUUCCUCAGACAUCAGGAUUAGGAUCAGAUGAUCAGUAUCAAAAAGAACAAGAGCUUCAAAAGGAGAACCUAAUAUUGUCAUCUGAAAAUAUGGAAUUGCGAUUUCAGCUAGAACAGGCCAAUAAAGACCUACCAAGAUUAAAGAAUCAAGUAGUCGAUUUAAAAGAAAUGUGUGAACUUCUGAAGCGAGAAAAGACAGAAGCUGAGCGGAAGUUGGGCAAUGUCAGAGGGUCUGGAAGAAGUGGUAAGACUAUUCCAGAAUUAGAAAAAACAAUUGGUUUAAUGAAAAAGGUUGUUGAAAGAGUUCAAAGAGAAAACGAAGAGCUUAAGAAAGCACCUGGAAUAGUUUCCAGUGAAAAAAUGACCAGCCUCAAAGAAGAAAAUGAAUGCUUAAAGUCUGAACUGGAAAAACUGAAGCUUCAUCUUGGAGGUGAACUGAGUACACGGUAUGAACUAAAAACUAAAGGUACUGAAAAAAUAAUGGCUGAAAAUGAGAGAAUACGAAAGGAGCUGAAAAAGGAAACAGAGAAUGCUGAAAAGCUACGAAUAGCAAAGAAUAAUCUUGAGAUAAUAAAUAAAAAAUUGACUGUGGAACUGGAAGAAAUAAUAAAAAAAUUAAAUGUGGCAGAAAGCAGAAUCCCACAACUUGAAGGCGCUGACAGCAAGCAUUGGAAAUCUCUGGUCAUAACAAGAAUGUAUCAAAAUAAAAUGAAAGAAAUGGAGGCUGAUAUUGCCAAAAAAACCCAGAAUAUCGAUGAUCUUAAACAACAAUUGGCAAAUGCUACAGAGAAUGAAGAAAAACAUGCCAAAUACUUAAAAGAGCAAAUUGAGCUUCUCCAACACAACCCCAAGGGUGCCCAAACAGAGCAAGACCGUCUCAGAGAACUUCAGCUUCUCAGGUUAACCAAUGCUCGUUUGGAAAAUGAAAAGGCAGAAUUAAUUAAUCAGUUAGAGGCAUCUCGAAAUCUAUGUGAAGUAACAAAAGGACACAGCUUUGCAUCUGAGAAGUCUGGAAGCUAUAAGGUACUAGCAGAAGACUUGAAGAAAAAGUUGAAAACCUCAGACUUGGAACAGCAGCGACUUCAGGAAGAAGUCAGAAAGCUAAAAAAUGAACUGGAUAAUUUUGAUCCAUCCUUUUUUGAAGAAAUUGAAGAUCUGAAGUACAACUACAACGAAGAAGUUAAAAAAAAUAUUAUCUUAGAAGAGAGGCUGAAAACACUUUCUGAACAAUUUGGUGUUAAAGUAGACAUUCCAGCCCGAGUUUCUAUUGAUUAAAUGGAAAGGUAUGCAACUUUUCAAAGAGAUGAAUCAUAUAGCCUGGAAAUGAAACAUUUGUAUAUUAGGAGUCAAGCAAACUACUUCCCACUCUGCCAAAAAAUUAUUGGUGUGCAAUUGCACUGCACAGCUUUUGUUGACUCUCCUAAAGGAAAGAUCUCCCUUAUUCAUUUGAGUCAUUGCUUCUUUCCAUUUCUGCAAGCAUGGAGCCAAUAGUUUGAAAUAAAAGCAUUACAGAACUGUGAAUUGGGGAUUUGUAUAUAUAUGUAUUUUGUUACGUUAAUUUAUUAAGUUUUUAGAGUAUGCUAUUUUGUAGCUUUUCCAUCAGUUUCUUUAUUUUUCUACAUUUGAGUAAUAUAAAUGAUGAAGAACAGCAGUUUAACAUUUGUUUACCCUGUUUUAAACGUUUUAAACUUAAAGAUGUACACAUACUUGGUCUUUUUAUAAUAAAGAAAAUAUACAAUCCCCUCA